Messenger RNA from Blastomyces gilchristii SLH14081, 183 nucleotides. RefSeq lists its product as uncharacterized. The coding region runs from base 1 to 183 and encodes 60 amino acids. Lineage: Eukaryota; Fungi; Ascomycota; Eurotiomycetes; Onygenales; Ajellomycetaceae. The record is from RefSeq and is a predicted model, not a curated record. The transcript has a single exon.
AUGGCAUGCGGAUGCGACUAUGUGAUGCGAACCGUCCUCGCGGUCUCGGCGUUGCAUCUUGCGCAUCACUCACGCGAUCGCAAGGAGAUAUAUACUUCUACCGCGCUAACGUAUCAUCGCAUUGCCGCGAGGGAGGCAAUGAAUCUAAUGACGAAUAUCAAAAAGGAGGACGCGAAUAAAUAA